Molecule: messenger RNA, 899 nt
Organism: Setaria italica (foxtail millet)
Lineage: Eukaryota; Viridiplantae; Streptophyta; Magnoliopsida; Poales; Poaceae
Exons: 3
Coding region: 242-670 (142 amino acids)
Source: RefSeq, a predicted model, not a curated record
CGUUCUCCACCAGAUCGAAGCUCAGGUUACUGCACCCGUGGCCUGUGACCGUAAGUUGUGGCUAGCUUUUAUCAGCAGAUAGGUAGGUGGGCCGGGUGAUGCAAGAUCCUGCAGAUAAAGAUGUAGCAGUGCAUAUAUACGAGGUAGAGAGAUAGACCGGCCAUCCCAUCCCUCUUGCCACCGGUUCCCUCCUCUGCAGCCACCAAAGCCCUGCUUCCCGGAGGCCAGAGCUGCAACGACCAUGGCGGCCGUCCCGGUGUACAGCAUCACGAGGGCGGAGAUCGACGAGUUCUGGAGGAGGAAGGAGGUGGAAGAGGAGGAGCGCCGCCUCGCUGCCGACAAGGAGGCUGCAAGAAUUAAAGCCAAGGCGCUCAAGAUGGAAGACUAUGUGCUCUUCGAGCAGAUGAUCAGGGAGAUCCUCGAGGAGGGGAACACAGGAGGUGGGGCAACCAUGGGGCCGGCUGCUGCCGGUAGCACUGAGGCACGGAUCAUUGGCAUCAAACACUGGUGGACAAGAAGUGCUUAUGCUUAUCUGAAUGCGCCUGCACUGUCCAUGGAUGAAAACGGUGGAAGCAAGCAUGCUAUCACAUAUAUUCCGCAGGAGAGAUGCACCAUGUUCUUCACAUCAACUCCAUGUCAGCCAAAUUCCACUGCUUGUGCGAUCUUUUAGGCGUUCAUGCCAGGGAAAUGCUGGGAUGUUGGGAAAUCAGGAAAGAUGGAUGUGAUUAUGUGUCGGUUAUACUUUGGGUCGAAUAAGUUGCACAUAUUGUUAACAAUUUGGUGUUUAAUUGUAUAAUAUCUGUCUUCCAGUACUACUUACCAGAUCAUGUAACAAAUAUUGAUAACCAUGUUGCUUCACAUAUAAAGUAAGAUCGCUGCUAAUGAGAAAUUGUCUAAAC